Colias croceus (clouded yellow) is the source of this 3105-nucleotide messenger RNA. RefSeq names its product cilia- and flagella-associated protein 91-like. NCBI's taxonomy places the organism in Eukaryota, Metazoa, Arthropoda, Insecta, Lepidoptera, Pieridae. The transcript has 23 exons. The record is from RefSeq and is a predicted model, not a curated record. The coding region runs from base 248 to 3094 and encodes 948 amino acids.
GCUAUUUAUUUUUUCAAUAUUUUCAAUGUACAGAAUUGACCCUUCUACAGAUUUAUUAUAUGUAUAGAUUUGACAGAGUGAAAUUAUUUACCUUUUACCUACCUCUGUUUUUAUCUGUGGCCUAUUUUCCCACAAUUUUAAACUUUAAGUCGUUGCUUAGCAACGAAAUUGUUUAUUCAAUAAUCGUGAAGGAAUGUUGAUCUUAUGUUUAUGAUAUCGUUCAUGAAAUCACUACAAAUCUUUAAAAAUGAGUGGCGAGACGAUAUACGAACAACCGAGAAGGUACAAUGUAGCUCCGAUGCGAGUACAUGACUAUCUAUAUGAUUCAGCGUAUAUUGUGUCUGGUGCUAGAGACUAUGCUAGAACAGCCUUUAAAGCAGCCAUGGCGUCUGCGCAAGUGGUUAUUCAACCUGUCUACAAGACAAUGUUUUCGGAACUGCGGAAAUUCCCAAGAAUGCAAGUUGUAUACCACCCAAACUGUCGCCUCCCGCACCACGUGGAUCGAUCGUACGGCGCGUAUGUACAGCGCGUACGGGAAUCUAGACACGUGCCCGCGCCUGAACUGGCGGGGAAAGAUCGCUUCAAGUUUUGUGCUACUCCGAAAAAAUUAUUGCCAGUGCCAAGCGCGACUCCAGAUUUCCACCCGCCCACACCAAAUUAUGGACCAGCUCCAACCAAACCAAGGAAUAGGGGCACUCAGAGUUUGUACAGAGAAUCUUCAGCGCAGACAACUCCCUGGCAACCAGAUGGGAAACAAGCAGACACUUGCGAGCAGAAACCUGAAGUACUAUACUUGGAUAACUUGCAGUGGGGUCCCGGAUGCCCAUAUAGGACAGGUGAUCUGCCAGUCGACUUCCAUACAACGGAGAUUAUAAACAAGAUGCGUCACGCGAGAAAAUGGACGGAAUUAGUCGAAAAGGGACAAUUUCCGCGAUGGAUGAAGAAGCAAGACGCCAUUAUCACUGAUAUUGAGACGAAAGACUGGAUAUUCAGAGAGGCGGAGAUAGACGAACUCCAAGACAUUCGUCUGUCUCUCUUACACAAGUUGCAAAGUGAGAAGCGACAGAAGCAAACGACUCGUGUCGGCAAAAAACUGGCCAAACUGUGGGCUUGUAAGAAAAUGGACAUGGAGAGGAAGAUUGAGCAUAUACGGAGGACUAGGGAUAGGGAACUAAGUAAACUAACCGCCCUACAUGCGGUGGGCGGUCGUACCGGGCUUGUAGAAGCACAGAGAGCUGCUAGAGGCGGUGGUAGUGUAACAACCGCGGCCGCUGACCGCACAGCUGAUACACACGCGCCGAGAGCCAGGCACGGCUACCAGGCGAGCAGGAGACACGCGGACAUUGUAUACGAUCCCUCGUUACUGGCACUCGAAGACCACAAGAUAAUAUCAGAACCGCCCCCAUGGCUGGACCAAUGUGGGCAGAAUCUCACCAAAAGCUGUUCAGGCCAUCAUCUACCUCGUGACGUCACACAGCUGUGCGAGCGAGAGACCAAGUGGAGCGAACAGUUUCUGGAGAAUCUGCAUAAUGAUCUGAAGAAGGCCCGUCUAGGUGCACAAGGUCACAGCGCAGGGCCCCUAAAAGUGCUAAAACCCCGUCGCUUAGUACAAACCCCUCGACCUCCAACACCAGAAGUGGAAGCUGUGCCUGAUGAUGAGGAACAAGCUCACCAAGCUGCCCUGACGCUGCAGAGGAUCGUCAGGGGAAGGGCUGUGCAGAAUUUGAUGUACGAGGGACGUACCAGGGCAGCAGAAUUGACGGAAGAACUAAAAACAACACACGGGCUGCAAAAGGAAGAUAGAGCUCGUAUAGCGAGAGAGGAAACUAAAGCGAGAGACCAUAAUGCGCUGAGAACGGAGGCUGAGCAAAAGGAAGACGCAAUUACAGCACUAGUCGAAGAAUUAUGCGGUGGUGCCGUGUCUGCUGCUUUGGACUUUUUGGAGAAAGAGCUGAGAAGACUUAAAGAAGAGAGAAGACAUCACGCGUUCAUACUCAUUGCUUUACGAGAGAAAACAAUGCGGGAAGCGGCAGAAGCUGGAAGAAGACAGAAAGAAGAACAGAGAAGGAGAGAGCAUGAUGAGAUGUUUAAACAGAUCCUCGGAGUCACUCAAGAUACAGUGGACAUAUACCUACAAGAGAUACUCCAGCAAGGUGUGGAAUUGGCCGCAGAAGAAGAUGCGGUCAGCAAAGCGAUGGCUGAUGCUGACAGGAUCGAGGAUAGCUUGAAGGAACAUGGGUCCAUGUCAACAGCAGAACAGAACGAGCUAGUAGCCGAGUUGGUCCAGCAGUUUUUGCUACCGGAAGUACACAGGACUUCAUCCAGACUGCACCUGGCUGCUGUACAGCAGAGCAGGAUGGAAGCAGCCAGAUGCAGCGUGUUUGGGAUGCUGCACGAGCGGGAGAUGACAUCUGAUACAUGCACACGUUGUGGUGAACCGAUCGGCGAUACAUGCCGUUGCGAGGUUUGCACGGACGAACAUACACCCACAGCUACAAGUGCGAGGGACGAUAAGAGGUGGAAAUAUACUAGGAGUCGGCCAUCUGUAACGAAGAGUCGGGACGAGAGAUUCCCGCCGUCUCACGAUAUAAGAUGUUGGCUAAACGAUUUACUAAAUGAUGUGGUGAUAAAAUCAAGGAGACAAACAUUGGAACGGACGAGCGUCGAACGCGAUGUGGCAGACAUGUUGCGUAAACGGGCGGAUAUCACUGUGGAAGUUAGAGAAACUAUUGACGAGAUGAUAGCCAUAGCAACGGGAGAAUACAGUCGGCCAAUAAAAAUGGCCGACUAUCGACAUUUGAUGACACGCUUCGUUGGUGACGCUUUACAGAGAAGCGAACCGUUCCAAACUAAAUGUACUUGCCCAAAAGAAUUACCUUCAGAAAUACGUCAAAGGGCGGAAGAAGAAGCGGCGAAAGCGGACCCUUCGUGCAAGUGUGGUGAAGUGAAACAGCUUAAAUUUGAUACCGAAAGAUCGGAUGAGAAAUCGAAACUGCUUCCUUCGGAACUACGUCUUUUGGAAGAAAUGCGACGCUGCAAGUGUGACACUGAACCUUCACCCAGCGCUAGGACUAUAGGUAUACAUCUAUACUAAUACUAGUGGUC